GUGAGGAGAGACCGUGGGUCUAGUGAGAAACGUGGUGUGAGUCGAGUGUGAGACGAAUUCUCACAGAGGUGGUGUGAGAAGUGUGAAUCAGUGCCUUAGAAGAAAGAGACCCGAGUGGGCUUGUUGACGAGCAUAAGCACCGGCGAAAGUAUAUAAGUGGAUUUUUCAUGACACACCAUAAAAUUGGAAGUCGAUAUUUAAGUUUCCGCGAAGUGACUUCUAGUUGUAACUUGUGACUUGUGGAACCUGAGGUGGCCUGCCCUGACCUCCGUUGACCCUCGGUGACCUCUGGCGACGAUUUGUGACCUGCGGUGAUCUUUAGCGACUCCGGAGUACACCGGUGAUUUGCAGGGAUUCUUGCUACUCUCGUGACCUACGGUGACCUGAAGUGACCUCUGGUGACCUGUGGUGACCUCCGGUGACCUCCGUUGACCUCCGGCGAUGUCCCAGAGUGUUGACCUCUGUGACCCGCGUCUGCGCCACCACGCGGCCUACUCGCUGUACCGGGACCUGUUGGGGGCCUACCAGGGUCGCGGCGCGGCCCUCGUGGAGAAUGCGCCGCCCGGUAAAAUGGUGACGACCGACAGCGGGGUCACCGCGCACAUACUCAGCAUCAUUCAGAGUCAGACGGGGCCGGACGGACCCGUGGGCGUGCCACCGCCGCCCCCGCCACCGCCCCCGCCCCCGCCAGCGGCCACCAAUGGGGGAGCGCCGCCGCCGCCCCCGCCGCCGCCGCCCCCGCCGCCAGCCAUGCCAGGGGGCGUGCUACAACCCCGGCGAAUUCCCACAGAGCUCGGCCCCCGCGCUCCGGUACAGAGGGCGCCCGGUGAGCCGCCGGCCGUGAUCCAGACCGCGAUGGCCACCAAGGACAAGAAGCCGUUCACCUACCUGCCCGGCGGCAUCGACCUCUCAGAGAUCAAGAGCCCCCGCAUGCAGAAGCGUAUCAUGAUGAAUGCCAGGAUCGGCGGCGCCGGCCGCGGCGGCUGA
Amphibalanus amphitrite is the source of this 987-nucleotide messenger RNA. RefSeq names its product protein enabled homolog. Bases 442 to 987 code for a protein of 181 amino acids. Lineage: Eukaryota; Metazoa; Arthropoda; Thecostraca; Balanomorpha; Balanidae. The record is from RefSeq and is a predicted model, not a curated record. The transcript has 4 exons.